AUGCCCAGUUGCGCAGUACAGGUCAUGCGGAGAGAGCGCCCGGUGCAGCGCAUCCAGCAGCCGGUGCCGCGCUCCGCGAGCCCUUGCAGCAGAUCAGUUUGGUGGCCGCAGCCGCAGCACACUGCUAGCGCAGUUCCCAUUCCAGUGCUGGCCUUUGGCACGCCGCCUCGGACCCCGAGGCCAGCUCCGGCUGGGCCACUGUGGGCCAGGCAGAUAAUCAUCCAGUCCCCGCAGCGAGUGGCGACGCCUUGCCGAGUGGUGUACUCAACCAGCGAGGAUAAGGCCCGACGCCAUUCCAUGCCGCAGGCUGCUCCGGAGCUCGAGCCUGUGCAGACUGCCAGGCCUGUCAAGACCGAUGUGCCAAAAGUGGCUUCCCAGCUGCAGGAGGCACGUCAGCCCUUGCAGAUGAUGCCCAUGCAGUCGAAAGAAGAAUUGAGUGCCAGCCGACCAACCCAGGAAUUGCUGGCAUCGGCGCGCUGUGUGAGGAAGUCGAAUGACUCUCGGGGAUGCUUGCUGGGAUCCCAGUCCUGCCACUGGUCGCCGAUGGUCACAUGCCGACUGACCCACUCUGCGCGAGAGCACUUCACACCUCAGAGCUCGUGCCGUCAGAUAAGGCGAAGCGAGGUGCCAGACAGGCUGCUGCAAUCCACGGCGGUGAAGGUGCAACCGGUGCCUCCAGCCCCUGAUACGACGCAGAUUGACAGAAUCCGCUCUGAGAUGAUGGAAGUAUUGGAGGAGAGGGAGCGCUACCACCAGAAGCAGCUGCAGUGCAUGCAUGAGUUCCAAAAGGAGCGAGAGCGUGAUCACCAGCGCCAGUUGCAGCAGAUGCAGCAGUUGCACAAGGCAGACAUGCAGCGCCUUGAGGAGAAAGCUCGUCCACCUUGGGCGUCAGGAGACCGGAUGCACAAGACCAUUGUGGAAGCUGCGCCCGCCGCAUCCCAAGACGAGGAGGAUACCUUGAUGUAUACCGAGCCGAGCAUGGAUCACACUCUGUCGCCGAUCACGGUGCGGGAAGUCGACUGUUCGCCUGCAGCAGCCAGCCCACUCUUGAGCGAGGGCAGCUUCCCAUCGUCGGCAGUGCUGGGGUCGGAGGCCUCUCCCCUGGCACGGAGCAUCAAGUUGCUACCUCCAUUGCCUCCACAGUAUCCGCAGGUGCCAAUGUUGCCCAAGAGGCUCCAGUGA
Molecule: messenger RNA, 1182 nt
Organism: Effrenium voratum
Lineage: Eukaryota; Dinophyceae; Suessiales; Symbiodiniaceae
Source: the annotation of a GenBank genome assembly